AGCCCUGCCUUUGCUUCCAUCCAGCGAAUGGUGAAUGCUCCCAGACUAUUCUGGAAAUCGAGCAGUCUAUAGAAUCACUUCUCGACCAGCUGUGUUCACCUCAGGCUGCAGAAGUCCGGCAGAACGACAUGUCGACUUUACAGCAUGAGCAUCAAUCCUUAGGUCCCGAACGGAAGCGCAGAAGAGAGAGCGGCCUAAAUAUCUUACCUGAAGAGGGAACCGUUGGAUCUGCCCUGACCCUCCGUCAUCAAAGGACCAUUAGGGAAUUAGCAGACCAAGCGGAACGUGAACUCGGAUGGAACCAAUCGCUAGGGUUGCAAUAUUGGCAACAAGUUGCCACUCAAUUACAGAAGAGCGGAUACGACGCUAUGGAUCUGAGGAAGAACUAUCCAACCGCGUUCGUACAGCUUGCAAAGGCAGCGAAGAUCGUUCUUGAGAAGCUUCCCACUCAUCCAGAAUAUUCUGUGAAACUGACCGCCGAUGACCGUAGCGUCCUUGGAGAGAUGGGCACUGAAAUACUCGAUCGCCUUAGCGAAUGCAAAACGAAACUCUUGGACUCGGAAGGGUUUCAGUCCAUUAUACCUCCAGUUACGGCGCAGGAUGCCUACCAAGUAUCAGCCAAACCGGUGACUGGAAUGGGGAAUGUCACUUCACAAACGCAACCUCCCAAACGGGUCUCUAAACAGCCACCAUCUUCCUCUUCACUCACGAUCACUACGGCAGAGUCGCUAUUUGAUCCCGUGUGGAACUCGAUGGUACUUCCAUCAGGAUGUUCAAAUGAUGAUGUGGAACGGAUGCUUUCAGCUACUGGUGACGUCGCAGAAGCCUUGGUACAACUGAUACAAACCUCGCUUGAUAACGUGGAUGAAAACUCUCCACAUUAUUAUCACCGCAAACAAUUAAGACGCUACCUGGUCAGACUCUGCCGCACGUCUGGUCACCUACCCGCGAAUCUAUUCCUUGAAGACAUAGAGAAUGUUGGAACAGAGACUCUUGGACAUGGCGGCUACUCUGACAUAUUUCCGGCCAAGUGGCGUGGUCAGUUGGUGGCGUUGAAACGUUUGCGUAUUUUUAUCGCCUCACAGAGGGAGGGUCGCCAAAUCCAGGCAUUCUAUCGCGAAGCAAUUGUGUGGCGACAACUUCGACACCCAAACAUUCUUCCACUUCUUGGGGUUGAUUCUAAGACAUUUAGAUCUGGUCCUUGUAUGGUGUCACCAAUGUGUCCCAAGGGCAAUAUAUCAUCAGCGAUACGUAACUUGCCUCCGGAUACUGUUCCCCUUGAUUCAUGGAUCCUUGAAAUCACACAGGGUCUCGGAUAUCUUCAUGAGCAAGAGAUUGUCCAUGGAGAUGUAAGAGGGGGCAACAUCCUAAUUGAUGAUGAACUGCAUAUCAAACUGGCUGAUUUUGGACUAUCUACCUUUGCAGACUCUACGACAUUGACGUCAGGUUCUCACCCAGGAGGGACUGUCCGAUGGAUGCCGCCCGAACUCCUAAGAAAUGAUAUCUCCAGACCGAACUAUACAUCAGACGUCUACUCAUUCGGCUGUACAAUUAUAGAACUCUACACACAACAGAGGCCGUUUCCUAACAUUGCCCGAGAUGCUCAGGUGGUCCUCAAGGUAAUCCAAGGUGCUCGUCCUGAACGUCCGGCCGCAUCAUCACGGAGAACAAUGACGGAUAAGCUGUGGAUGCUUGUUCAAAGUUGCUGGCAUGACAUCCCAGCCAAUCGACCCAGCAUGGUUGACAUCGGGCGUUAACUGUCCGCUGCCGGGACUAGGACUACUAGUAGGCUGAAGGAAAUUCACUUGCCAAGUGAAUACAUCAAGGCGUUCACAUAUAUUACAAGGCUGAACACCGUGCAGAAGCUGGAGACCUGUGGCUUGCUGCUUGGCAAUGACCAGGGCAGUAAAUACGUUGUGACGACUCUGUUAAUACCCCGCCAAUAUCCUACCAUGGAUUCCUGUAUGCUGUAUGAGGAAAAUCUAGUUCUUAUGUCUAUACAGCAACGUGGUCUUAUUCCAUUGGGCUGGAUUCACACACACCCGGAUCAUCCAUGCAGGUCACAUAUCAAGGUGUUCUCGAUGUUUACUGAUUCAUAGAUAUAGACUUCAUGACCUCCAUGGAUCUCCAUUUCCAAGCAAGAUUACAGCGCAAUGUUCCAGAGUUCUUCGCUGUUGUGUGCGCGCCGGGUUCAGACCCAAGGUCAGUCAGCGCUUUAUAUCUUCAUCGUCCAUAGUCCUGAAUGAAGUAUUACAGCUUUGGUGUAUUCCGUUUGCUAGAGCCAGAAGGUAUACAAUGUAUACUGGCAUGUGAUGU
Molecule: messenger RNA, 2316 nt
Organism: Somion occarium
Lineage: Eukaryota; Fungi; Basidiomycota; Agaricomycetes; Polyporales; Cerrenaceae
Source: the annotation of a GenBank genome assembly